Molecule: messenger RNA, 700 nt
Organism: Haliotis rufescens (red abalone)
Lineage: Eukaryota; Metazoa; Mollusca; Gastropoda; Lepetellida; Haliotidae
Exons: 7
Coding region: 152-616 (154 amino acids)
Source: RefSeq, a predicted model, not a curated record
UCAACGACGUGAAAUAUGCAUUGUAUUGUAUUGUAAUGUAUUGUAUUGUGAUGUGUCAUGGUAUAGUGCCCUAUGUGUGUUACACGCGUGCCUCUUCUCAUCUUUCGAUAUUUCACCGGGAAUUCACAAUUGACACACUUUCAAACCAUUUAUGGCUUUGAGCCUCCAGGCAGUGUGCGCGCUCGCCUUGAGUCUCGCUUUCGUCGGCACGAGUGUGAUCAAGAGAGACACUGCAUGUGCAGCCAGUCACUCCUGCCCAAAGCCCGGGGGUGGAUGUGUGCCUCUGAAUGAGACCUACGAACUAAGCCCCUGCUCCAAGCUGACUUGCACUGUGGAGUCAAGUGUCUAUUGGCUGCGCGGCACCAUGGGAUGUGCCAUCUCCAAUGGAAACUGCGUGAACGUGGGCCAGGUAUAUUCAUUCAACGCCUGUACAAAUGUGACCUGCACGUUCUCCAACUCAUCUCUCAUAUUCAAAGGCACUUAUAACUGUGCCCAUGGUGACCCACUCUCGUGCUAUGGAGAAGGCACAAAUAUGACCAUUGAAGGCUGUAAGCACAGAUGUGUUUUCAGUGGAAACACCAUCGGCUUCAUGAAAGUAAAUUCCAAUUGUGAGUAAGCCACACACAGACUGCAGGUGCAGUCAUUAACCAAGGCAGUUUGUUGGAAUAACAGCAAUAAACUUAUGUACUAGAACUCUCAA